GAAAAAAAUGAAAAGAAAAACGUGUUAAAAAACGCAAUUCAAUAAAUCUUCAAUGAUUUGCAAUUCACAACGGAUUUAUAGAACAAUGAACUAAUUGUUUUUUCUUUUAAUUGAUGCAUUUUUUUUAAUUCAAGACAAUGCAAAAAGCUUCAUUUAAUAAAAAAAGAAAAUAUUCGGACAAAGGAAAUUCGAAUGAUAAAACAAAUAAAUACGCGAGAAAUACAACGACUAUUUUAACCGUGGAACCAUGCAAAGACGUUCUAAAUUUUAUUGAUUUUGUUAAUGAAGAUAAAUGGUAUAUUCAAUGUGAAAAAUAUUUGUUUGAUGAAAAGACACAAAUAGAAAAAAAAUUUUCAAAUCAAUGGGAAGCGUUAGCGUAUUUAAAAGAGGAAGCAAAGCAGCGUUAUGCAAACUUAUGUUCUUAUUUGGAACGAUUACAAAGAAAGGUAAAUAAGGAUAAAAAAUGGUUUGAAAGUAUUGUGGAGCAAGGAACUAUUCGUGAUAAAAUCUCGACUCGAGUUUUAUUAAUACAAGAAUCUCCUAUGAUUUCCUUACAUCAUUUACAAUGGUUGAUUGAUCAAAUAGGUCAACUAAACCGUUCAGGUUCAUCUUCCGCUUUGGAUGCCUUAAAAGAUUUAAUGAUUCAUGAUUUAUUACCAAAAGAUAGAAAACUUUACUCGUGGUCAGAAAAUCCCUUAUAUAUGACAUUGCAAAAACAAAAAUUGGACCAAGUGACUGUAGAGAAAAAAGGAUUAUAUCAAAAAUUAAAAAAAAAAUUACCCAAUGAGUCAAAAAAUCAUGUAUUCGUUACCUUCACACAAGUUGACUUAUUAAAAUUAUGGUUUGAGGAUCAAUUGAAAUAUUUGUAUUCUUUAUUCGUCUUGGCUUUAGAACAGACUUGUAGAGACACACAUAGUUUUCUUCGUCAAAGAUCUUUAAAAAUUGUUUCAGAACUCUUAGUGUGUUCUCCAGAGCAAGAAAAGGCUCUUAUGGUUUUCCUAAUUCACCAAUUGACGAACCCCAAAACGAAGGCAGAUGGUACAAGUAUUAUUUUUUUUUUAAAUGAGGUCUUGAAAGCUCAUCCCGUGAUGACUCCUGUGGUUAUACGUUACAUUUUGAAAGCUUUCUCUGAGUUACUAGUACAAAAUGUUUUUUUCCAAAAAGAUGCCGUCAAAUUUUACAAUUCCAUUCGUUUUCUUAUUAAUCUUUCUUCGUUCGUUAGGAAAGAUAAAGAAAUAUGCCAAGCUAUUUGUGAUCAUUUGAUGAAAAUGCUAACAUUUUUUUUAAACCAUUUUAAAAAUGCUUUAAAUAAAGAUGAUAAACGUAAAAGAUUAUCUAAAAAAAUAAAACGUCGGAAAAAACGGGAACGCAAAAAUGGCAAAAAAAAAAUUCUUCCCGAUAAACCGUCUGAUUUAGAUGUUUUACCUAAUUAUCGUUUAUUAAGAAGUAUUUUAGACGGUUUAAAUUGUUUUAUUCCAUAUGUAUCGGAAAGUUUUUUAUUUCAAUAUUCCUUUGACCAAAAAGUUUUUAAAACAUUACUUGAUCAUAUCACAACACAUACAGGCAAAGUCUCUUUAUUUCUUUUUUGGACCCAUUUCAAUAAUGCGUUAAGUCAAGACUGUCAAUUUUUAUGGGUAACGCUUUACCAAUAUUUAUCAACGUUUCAAUUGAUACAAGCGUCUAAUAGUACAGCACUCUUAAAAUUAUUUCAAUCAUGUGAUUUCGUAAAAGAUCAACAUACAACUUUACUGCUCUCUUAUUAUCGGCGUUUACUUCAGAUGAGUUUGCACGUUCCUUGUGGAUUCAAUCAACUUGAGCUUUUAAAGAAUGUCUGUGAUUUUUUAUCAAAUAACUUUGUUUGGUCUUCGUCAGUGUUGUUCUACACAGACGAAGAAAUUCUACAAGAAAAUGAUGAUUCGUAUCAUGAUGCACCACUGGCUGAUUUAAAACAGCCUUGUAUUGAAACGGAACAAUGCUCUAAUAGCUCCUCAAAAGUGGGUGGAUAUAAUCCCUUACAAAAAAACCCUUUUACAUGUGGCUGUCAAGAGACACAUUUAUGGGAAAUGAAUCUACUUCAAUGUAGUGUUCAUCCGACAGUUUCAAAACAUGUUAAAGAAUUGUACUCAUUUUUAAGAGAAUGGCGUCAGAGUAAAAAAUCCUGGUCUCAAAUAAAAGCAAAACCUCUUAGUAUUUUUAACAAAUACGUCAAAAGUCAAGUCUCUAAAAAAGGAUCUGAUGUAAAAAAAAAAGAGAAAAACGCAGUGAGUUUAUUUUCGGCCUCUUGUAUUUUACAUUUACUAGCCUAUUGCUCGCCACAAAAAGAGGAUUCAACAAAUCAAGCGACUCCAAUAAAUUCCUCUUCUUUUUGGCUUUCUAAAAAAGAAGUGGAACCCCAUGAGGAAUUUAUGCAUCAAUAUUUCACAGAUCCUUUCGUUAUCUUUCAACAAUCUCAACGACGAAAAAGAGUGGCGUGUGACAAGGAAAAUUCACCUUCUCAUUCUGACGACGAUAUGGAAGACGUUUUACCCGAGGAGUUGCCUGAAGAUUUCUUAACGGGUGCAAGUGAAGACGAGAUGGAUUUAUUGGAGGAUGACGGUUCAGAUUUGUAUGACGCCGACAAUGAUAAUGGUUUGAGUGAUGAAGAAACGAAUGAGGAUAUGGCGUCGAUGAAUUUCUCACCUAUUCGCACAAAGUCUAAAAAGAAAUUUCCAGGAGAACAUAAAAAACACGCUUUGUUUGCGGAUGCUAACACGUUUUCAGUAGAAUAAUGCAUGAAG
Molecule: messenger RNA, 2777 nt
Organism: Hylaeus volcanicus
Lineage: Eukaryota; Metazoa; Arthropoda; Insecta; Hymenoptera; Colletidae
Product: CCAAT/enhancer-binding protein zeta-like
Exons: 10
Coding region: 138-2768 (876 amino acids)
Cellular component (GO): nucleus
Source: RefSeq, a predicted model, not a curated record